AUGUUUGUCAAUACAACAUUCGCAAGCCCAGAAACAAAAUCCAUCAACGUUCAGGGCAGCAGCGUCAUUCCAGAACAUACGACAGCGGAACCCAAGAAUGGCAGUACUCCGUGUUGGAAUGAGUACUGCUGGGACGAAUUCACGUACUUAGACGUCCUUUACCAACACGUGACACCAAAACACUACGAAUGGGCUUUUAUCUUCCCUUAUUUCCUUACUUUCGUCAUCGGGCUGGUGGGCAAUGGCUUGGUGUGCUUCGCCGUCUUGAGGAAUCAGAAUAUGAGGACAGUGACCAACGUGUUCAUCGUCAACCUGGCGGUGGGUGACUGCAUGGUCAUCUUGAUGUGCCUGCCGCCAACGCUGAUACAGGACGUCACCGAGACCUGGUUUCUGGGCACUGUCUGCUGUAAGGCCGUGAUGUUUUUACAGACUACCUCCGUCUGUGUGUCUGUCCUGACACUGAGCGCUAUUGCUGUGGAGCGCUGGUGGGCCAUCUGUUACCCGCUGAAGUUCAAGAGCACACUGUCGAGGGCCAGGAAGAUCAUUGUACUGAUCUGGGUAGUCUCCAUCCUCACAGCGGUCCCUGAAGGUGUCGUAGCCGAAGCAUUUCCCUACCACUUUCCUGAUCGGAUUUCUUCAACUCUGUUGACCAUGUGCAGACCCUCAUGGGAUGCUCUCAAUCAAGGAAUCUACCAGCUAGUUCUGGCAGUGUUGUUCUACGUGCUACCCAUGAUCCUGAUGGCAAUGACGUACACGCACAUCGCAUCGGUCCUGUGGAAACAUGAAAUACCCGGGGUCGUUGUCGGGUCUAAAAUAGCCGGGAGGAAACCCAUGCUGGAUGGCAACAGGAACGCCCAGGAUGAGCAAAUCGUGUCCAGGAGGAAAGCUGCCAGGAUGCUCAUCGCCGUAGUGAUUGUCUUUGGUCUCUGCUAUAUGCCCGUACACUUGAUGAACCUGCUAAGAUACUUCGAGGUGGUCAACUACGAGGGAAACAAUGAAGCUCUCUACAUCCAGUCGCUGGUCAUUCACUUGCUGCCCUACAUCAACUCGUCCGUGAACCCGCUCAUCUACAACUUCAUGAGUG
Candidula unifasciata is the source of this 1084-nucleotide messenger RNA. NCBI's taxonomy places the organism in Eukaryota, Metazoa, Mollusca, Gastropoda, Stylommatophora, Geomitridae. The record is from the annotation of a GenBank genome assembly.